AUGGUUGUCCUGCUAUCAGAUCUACCAGACAAUAAACUAAAUUCCGCACUGCUGCUGAGUCGUCGGACUUAUCCACCAAGGGAUUCGUGGAAUUUCUCGCCCUCUUUUGGGUAUGCAGGUACUAAGAGUCCUCUCACUACCAACCAGCAGACAUCAUCUGGCUGGGUCUUGCCGGGGAGAUCGGAGCAACAGGGAACGCCUAGACGACGUUUAACCGCUUAUAAAUGGGCUGCAGUAAGUAGAUCGAGAGGUCGUUCCGCCCCUUGUCCCCGAAUAAGGGGAAUUUUUUCUCAAAAAAUCUUGCUCCAAUCUGACCUAGCUGGCGAGCGAUCCCAGUUCGCGACAGAGAACAAGACAGCAAGCGAGCGUACCUUUGUUCGCUUCUUCUCCACCAAGCACGGAAGUUUAAGGAUAACUGUAGGUCGGUGGCUACCUAAGGAAACUCCGAUUCGAUCCGUCCCCCGGCUGGGAGGCAUCUACCUCAUCCCGAUCACAAGGAGAGGUUCACUAUGAUGGGGGGUACUUUUCUUUUUCCCUUCCGGAAAAAAUGAAAUGAAUAGGGGACCAUCCUUUUGUUGCGGCAUGCUCCUCAGAUUUACGGAUUCGCAGGGG
Messenger RNA from Ipomoea triloba (trilobed morning glory), 612 nucleotides. RefSeq lists its product as uncharacterized. Lineage: Eukaryota; Viridiplantae; Streptophyta; Magnoliopsida; Solanales; Convolvulaceae. The record is from RefSeq and is a predicted model, not a curated record.